This is a messenger RNA of Sphaeramia orbicularis (orbiculate cardinalfish), 445 nucleotides long. RefSeq names its product transmembrane protein 87A-like. Lineage: Eukaryota; Metazoa; Chordata; Actinopteri; Kurtiformes; Apogonidae. The record is from RefSeq and is a predicted model, not a curated record. The coding region runs from base 56 to 445 and encodes 129 amino acids. The transcript has 4 exons.
CCGGCCCGGAACUGGACGCGGAUGUGAGUGUGAACUCCAUGUAUGUGAUGCACAAAUGAAGAUGCCAGAUGCACAGUCGCGCCGGUUAUGUUUGCUGCUUUUUCCCUUUCUUUUCCGGGCCGGGGCUGCGGCGGAGGUGUCCGUAUGGAAGGUGUUCAUCAACUCGACACAAGAUGCAGUGUUUCGGAAGACGCUGUACGCCAACACUACUAUUUACAUGAAAUUCCAGGCUGAUAGCGGUCCAUGUGACCGGAACCUGGCCUUCAACAUCAGCUGGUACCUGAGGUCGUCUGUUUGUUAUAAUGAGGUUUUCAACACACCGGACAACAAAGCCAUGAACAUGUUCGGGUUGGACCACAUGUUGAGGGACGGAUGGAGCGGCUUCUACAGCCAAGGAUACAUGUACUUCGACAACUGCCCUCACUGUUCCUACCGAGGUCAGUGA